UCUCCGGCCGCUCGGUGUUGUUAUGUUGUGCAGAUUUUGCCGUUUGCUCUUGUAGGUUGCUUGUUUCGGCGUUUCGGUUUCGUAAUGUGUUCGCGAUUACGUUUAUUUACGUGAAAGAGAUAUUGCGGGCGUGCGUGCAUUUAGGAAAAUCUGAUUAGCGGAAGUACAAGUUCUCGGUGCGGCGUCGACUAUUUUCCCCGGAAAACUGUGUGCGAAAACGGACCAAAGGCAUGGAGUCGCUCAGACUGGCUAUACAAACAAGACUCGGGGAGAGAAUGUCAAGUAUGAGCUCAACCCUUGUCGAAACAGUCAGCAUUAAUUAUGAAGAUUUUAACGAAAGCUUUCUCACCUGCGGAACUUGUCUGUAUCGCCUGUGGACAGGUGGAAGUAUGUACGAUGGCAACGAGCACACCCCCAAAUUGUUACAAUGUUCGCAUACUGUCUGUUUGCACUGUUUAACACGUAUUGCGGCCUCGCAGACUAGAGAUACCGGCUCUUUUCGUUGUCCGAUAUGCAGGGAAUUGAUAACUAUACCGAGGGGUGGUGUCCAGGCUCUGCCGCCCUCCUUUCUAGUGAAUCAACUUCUCGACUUGAUGUCCAGGCAGAGGCGUGAAGUAAUACCGAAAUGUUCAGUGCACAUUAAUCAAGAACUGCUGUUUUGUGAAACUUGUGAUACGGUCUUUUGCACCCUGUGCAUGGGUGGUUCGCAUAGCGAUUCGUCAAAUAGUUGUGCCGAACACACCAUCAUACCAUUUUCCAUAGCUAUCAAAAGGAUGUCGGAAAUUUUGUUGUACAAAGCUAAUGAGUGUAUCUCGAAGUUGACUCAAGCACAGGAAGGAGUCGGCAGGGAGCUACAGAGACUCGACGAAUCCAAAGAGAGAUGUUUAGAAAAGGUGAAUAGCACGUUUCACCAAGUGCAGGCGAUGCUAGAUAAACGAAAACAAGAAAUGGUCACCGCGGUUGAAUCUCUUUGUGCCGACAAACGUAAAGUCUUGGAAGAGCAACAUUCCUUAAUUGAGGCGGAGAAAAACAAGGUAGAACAAGAAUGCCAAGGUCUUCAGUAUCAAGUAGAAGUGCGUAAUAUAACCCAGAGGAUCGAAAGUUUAACAGAAAAGCUUGACGCGGCUUCUAAUUUGGGGGAACCCCGAGAAAAUGCGUUUCUCACUUGCGAAUUCUCGCACAACAAUAGUCUCACAACGAUAGAGGAAAGUCUGAGUGAUCUAGGCAAAGUACGAACUAGUACCACCUUUCCUAGCCUUUGCACUGCCCGAGUAGAAGACGAAAUGAUCUCAGGCAUUACAGGUACUGUCGUACUAUAUUCGGUCGAUUACCACGGCAACCCCCAACGUCUAGGGGGAGAUCCUGUCUCGGUGGAAGUCCUACCUGUAGAACCGGAAAACACUGCAAAUAGUUUACCGGUACAGGUCACCGACUGCGAAGAUGGAACUUAUAAGAUUCAGUUUAAACCAAUACUAGCCGGCCGAUAUGGGAUAAAAAUAAUGGUUCUGGAUAGGCCCAUCAAAGACAAUCCUCUGUAUUUCGACGUUUCGGAACAUAACAGUCCUGUGUCAAUAUACGGAAGUAGAGGCAGUUGCAAAGAUGAAUUCAUGCAACCUGUUUCGAUUGCUAUCGAUGACAAAGAUCAAACAGUGUACGUUUUGGACACAGGAAAUUCAAGAAUAAAAGUUCUUAGUUCCAACUUUGAAUUUAUUCGGCACAUAACCAACGAUGGUCUUAAUGGACGAAGUUGUACAGGUAUAGCUGUGUCAAAUAAUGGUUUAGUUAUUGUGAAUUGGAGAACGAAAGCUGUAACCGAAAUGACAACCGUUGGUCAGACAAUAAAGACUUUUAGUUACAAUGCCUUUCAAGAACCGAUAGAUAUCACAUACGAUAAAAACUACGGCCACAUAUUGGUGGCCGAUAACGGAUUAAGUGCCAUUUGUGUUUUCGAUUCCGAUGGAAAAUAUCUUUUCCAAGUAGGGAAAAAAGGAACAUUUAAUCUUCUUUCUUCAGUCGCAGUAGGGCCUUCUAAUGAAAUAAUAGUAGCAGAUACAAGAAUUCAAGUAUUUUCCGCCAAAGGUGAUUUUAUGGAACUUAUUUUUGAUGAAGGGAAAGGAAAAGGAAGAUAUGGAGGGGUUGCUGUAGAUUCAGAGGGUUACAUUUUGGCAAGUCGAUCUGAGCAAAAGGGUCGCAACUAUGUUCAAGUACUCGCUUUAAAUAACAAAUCAGUUAAUAAUAUAAUAGAUUCUCAUGAAUACAAAUUAAAAAGGCCCAGUGGCAUUGCAACUACUUCAGAUGGUUAUGUUAUUGUAGUAGACUUAGGAAAUAACUGUAUAAAAAAGUACAGAUACUUAUAGAAAGUAAACUUUAUAGCAGCAAGAUUCCUUACCUUGAGAGAGAGAUCUCUUCAUGUGAUUAUUUCCUGUGUACAGAACGUUUUAAAAUUUUUAGUCUGUUAUAUACUUAUGGGAAAUUGAUUGGAGCUAACGACCAAAACCAAUUAAGAAAAUUAAAAAAGAAAGUAGCUUAUAAAUUGUAACAGCAAUGGUAUUUUUUUGGUAUAACACCAAAUAUGUGCACUUAACUCUUGUCACACUUUUAUCCAGGAUAUCUCAUAUGUACUUUUUAUUAAAAUUAUAUUUUAUCAUAAUAAUUCAGAUUUCAUUUGAUUAUCUAUUAAUAGUUUCUGUGCAUUCUAUUUUAAAAGUAAUUGUUUAAUUUCAUUCAGUUUCCCAUCUUAAAAAACAACUCAGUCUUUUGUAUUGCCUGUGUACUUAAUAUUUUUUGUACUUUUAUACAUCUGCAGCACAUUAUAUAGUACAACUAUUUCAAUUAUAUUAAUUUGUGAUUUGCUUGUAUCUACCUUUUAAGUUGACUUUGAAAGUGUUGCUUGUAAUAUAUUCUAGUCAUUAGACUUAUUUUUGUAUUACUUCUCAAACAGUUGUACGAGAAUAAAAGUUGGUUUAAUCUCUUA
Agrilus planipennis (emerald ash borer) is the source of this 2974-nucleotide messenger RNA. RefSeq names its product tripartite motif-containing protein 3. The transcript is spliced from 9 exons. Gene Ontology annotation, biological process: protein polyubiquitination; proteasome-mediated ubiquitin-dependent protein catabolic process. NCBI's taxonomy places the organism in Eukaryota, Metazoa, Arthropoda, Insecta, Coleoptera, Buprestidae. Bases 231 to 2357 code for a protein of 708 amino acids. Gene Ontology annotation, molecular function: protein binding; zinc ion binding; ubiquitin protein ligase activity. The record is from RefSeq and is a predicted model, not a curated record.